GCCAUGUCCUUCUCGUCCUCGAUCUGAGCCGUGACGACUUCUCUUUACCGUCCAGCGCAAAGACCACUUUUGUCGUGCAUUUGUGCACAUUACCCUCCUUCGUUAUUGUCAAUUGUUUUUAAGUCCCGAACGCGUCUCGCGUCCUUGUUUGGUCUCGCACGCCAAAAGUCACUCAUUGAUUCUCGCAAACUACACUCCUUUCAAUAUGCAGUACUUGUCGCUCCUCUUGGGAGCUGCUGCUCUGGUCGCACCAGUCUUCGCGCAAACAUGGACUACCUGCAAUCCUAUGAACGUGACUUGCCCGAAUGAUCCCUCGCUCGGCAUCAGUCAUAAUUUCGUCUUCAAUUCCUCCGAUACUGUCACCAAUUCGUUCAAUAUCACUGCUGGAUCCCUGGUCUAUGGUACCAAUGGAACCGAGUUCACGAUCAACAAGAAAGGCGACUCUCCCACCAUCCAAUCGCAGUUCUACAUCUUCUUCGGAUCUGUGAGUGUUGUUAUGAAGGCUGCUUCCGGUCAGGGUAUCAUCUCGUCAAUUGUGUUGGAGUCCGACGAUCUCGAUGAAGUUGACUGGGAAUUCUUGGGUGGAAAUGGAACGCACGCCGAGACGAACUAUUUUGGGAAAGGAAACACCACGUCUUUUGACCGCGCUAUCUACUAUCCUACUGGUACUGACAACCGAGACAACUUCCACAACUACACUGUUCACUGGACUUCGGAUCAAUUGCAAUGGUACAUCGACUCCCAAUUGGUCAGAGUUCUACCAUAUGCUUCUGCCAAUGGAGGCUACAACUAUCCACAGACCCCCAUGACCGUUCGUAUGGGUAUCUGGGCUGGAGGUGACUCUGGAAACAGCAACGGGACGAUCGAAUGGGCUGGUGGGUUGACGGAUUACAGCCAAGGUCCAUACACCAUGACAGUUCAAAGCGCCCUUAUCAGCGAUUUCUCGACCGGUUCAGCAUAUCAGUGGACCGAUAAGACCGGAGAUUGGCAAAGUAUCAAGGCUAUCGCUGGUAACUCAACUGCGGCCGAGACAAUCCUCAAAGCAGACACACCGACCCUUUCCAUGGCUCAGAAAUGGCAAGCCCUCCCUCAAACAACCAAGAUUGCGGUCUACGCGGGCAGUGGAGGCGCUGCUGCAAUACUCAUCGCUGCCUUGACUUUCACCUGCAUUCGUCAGAGGCGCGCUGGUAGAAAGGAGCGCGAUGAUUAUAAUGCAAAGGUUGAGAAGGAGCGUGAGGAGGCAUACCGUGAUCAGAUGGAACUCCGUGAAAAGGGACUCGGCGGUUGGGAUCAAGGUGCAUAUGCAAAGCAAGGUGAUGAUGCACUCGGUGGAUGGGGUGGAGCCCACGUUCCUCCAGGAUACGCAGCUGAUGCACCAGCUUUGCCAAAAAUGCCAUCGAACGUUAUGGUCAACGAAGUCCCAUCAAGAAUGAACAGCCCGGCCUUUGAAAGAAGCAUGAGCCCAGUCUCACGACAUCAGACGCCUGCUCUGGUCAGCCCAGGCCCCGAGAGCCCAAGAACCUGGAAUGGCGGCAAUCAAGGAGGUAUGAUUCACAAUGCAGGCAACGCAUACUCUGGUGGAUAUGGUGGAUCUUCGAACAUUCCUAGAAGUCCCUCGUUCCCUCUGGGCAAAUCAGUACCUCCUCAACGCGGGUUCUCGAGUGGUGGAUAUCAAAGAUUCUAACUCUGAAUGGCAGCGUGGUAUAAUCUCUUAAUGGUCAGGAGUAAUUGGAGUUCGAAGAUACACAGAGCUCAUGAAUAUAACGAUGGAAGUGCGCAGCCGGCACUGUGUACUUCUACAUGUACAAUGUCUGGAUCAGUGGGCCUUUGUUGUGUUAAGAUAGGAUUGCGGAUAUCAAAUGAAUGCAACAAUUGAAAACAUCCUCGCGAUGAGGGCCAUGCUCAAAAUGUGCUUGUAUUCCAUUCGAGAGCUAGUCCUCCUCGCCAGGUUCUUUCUUCUUCACUGGCGCAUCCUUUCUAGCAGCAGCUCCUGCAUACUCAAAGUUCCUCUUGUUCAAGCUCUCCCUGUACUCUAAAACAUGCGCGGGUAUUUCAGCAACCUCAUUAUACGGACCAGGGACCGGCUCUCCAAACUGCUCGUACAAUGGUAAGACGC
Molecule: messenger RNA, 2116 nt
Organism: Mollisia scopiformis
Lineage: Eukaryota; Fungi; Ascomycota; Leotiomycetes; Helotiales; Mollisiaceae
Exons: 3
Coding region: 206-1684 (492 amino acids)
Biological process (GO): carbohydrate metabolic process; fungal-type cell wall organization
Cellular component (GO): fungal-type cell wall
Molecular function (GO): hydrolase activity, hydrolyzing O-glycosyl compounds; glycosyltransferase activity
Source: RefSeq, a predicted model, not a curated record